AUGAAUCCGCCCGGCCUGAAAGAGAUGUAUGUCCACCCGAAGAAGAAGACGAAACUAAUACCGAUCGAACACCGUCAGUUGCGAUCCAAGCCGUGCCAACUCACCUGGGCCGAGGCCAAUCGUGUACACUACUACUGGAACGCGGGGCUCCGGACUGCGUGCUGGGAAUCGCGCAUCGUUCUAACUGAGUAUUACACUCAACUUAGAAAGGCCAAGUCGUCAGCCAAACCAGGAUCGUCACGAAAACCUUCUCCACCCGAGGAGCAUCUCUCAUCAAAAAAUCCUCCUUCGGAAGAGGAGAAGAACAAAAUUGCGCUCAGUCGAGCCACAGCUACCUUACCUGUCAAAUAUGGGAGGGUCUAUCUCGACUGGUGGACGGCAGACAUAGUGUGCUUCCGAUUUCCACAAGAACACAUGGCUGCUUGCGUUUAUUUUAAAUGGAGAGAAUUCCUCACCCGCCUUCCAUUCUUCCAACUUCCUUACGCCUCCGACUUGAAUCUUGCCUUUGAGUUUGAAGAUGGCUGGGAGAAGGGCUUAGGGGAGACCAGGGAGUCAGUCUGUGAACAUCUGUCAGAAGCUUCGACCAGAGGUCUCGUGAUGCGGGCUUGGUGGGACUGGUUGACAGGCAGAAUCCCGAUAUGGACCCGUAUGUACCUGAUCAACCCUCGGAACGACCUUCCCAGACAUCAUCGACUGGCGAACAAUUUCCGGUACUACUACGACGCUGUCUAUGGCGCCAAGUACCCCAGCAGCACCGGGGACCAUCGUGUUUUUUCUGAUGGCGAGAGAAGAUACGUGGAGAGCUAUUGUUGGGAUGAGAAAGGGCCAGAUUUCACAAUAAGUCAGUAUGACUUACCGAUCUGUAGCUUCAUCCUGAAGAUGGAGAGAUUUUGUCGGCCGCUGUAUAAGCAUCCUAUUGAUGACAGUCUUCCUACUUCGUACCAACAUUUUUUCAGAGUGUUACGGCUCCUCCCGACCGACAUGGCACCAGAGAAGGCAUAA
Molecule: messenger RNA, 1002 nt
Organism: Clonostachys solani
Lineage: Eukaryota; Fungi; Ascomycota; Sordariomycetes; Hypocreales; Bionectriaceae
Source: the annotation of a GenBank genome assembly